Rhizophagus irregularis DAOM 181602=DAOM 197198 is the source of this 1360-nucleotide messenger RNA. RefSeq lists its product as uncharacterized. Gene Ontology annotation, molecular function: dipeptidase activity. The record is from RefSeq and is a predicted model, not a curated record. Lineage: Eukaryota; Fungi; Glomeromycota; Glomeromycetes; Glomerales; Glomeraceae.
UUUUUUUUUUCAAUUAAAAUUAAUUAUGUUAAUUAUCAAUUUGGUAAAUGAAUGUGCAAAAACUGCAGAAGAAGCUAUUAAUAAUAAGUCAGAAGAUUUAAAAUCCAUCAGUUUAAAGAUUCACGAAAAACCGGAAUUAGCUUUUAAAGAAAAAUUUGCUCAUGAUUUAUUGGUUAAAUAUCUCAAAGACGAAGGAUUUGAAGUAACAUGUAAUGCAUACGGUAUUGAAACAGCGUUUGUAGCAGAGUUUUCAUCCAAAGGUGGUGGAGGAAAGGUUGUUUCAUUUAAUUCUGAGUAUGAUGCUCUUCCAGGAAUUGGUCACGCUUGCGGUCACAAUCUGAUUGCGAUUAGUGGAGUUGCUGCUGCAAUUGCGAUAAAGGCCGUAUUUGAAAAGCAUAAAAUUCCUGGAAAAGUGAAAUUAUUUGGUACCCCUGCUGAAGAGGGUGGAGGUGGCAAAAUUUUUAUGAUCAAAGCAGGUGCUUAUGAUGAUGUAGACGUUUCUUUAAUGGUUCAUCCUAGUCCUUUUGAUGGAAGUUUUUACUCCUAUUUUGCCGUAGAAUCUUUUGAUGUUGAAUAUUUUGGAAGAAACGCGCAUGCUUCUGGUAUUCCAUGGGAAGGAAUUAACGCAUUAGAUGCUAUGGCUUCAGCAUAUAGUAGUAUUGGAUUAUUAAGACAACAAAUCAAGCCUACAGAUAGAAUUCAUGGAAUUAUAACUAAUGGUGGAGAAGCGCCAAAUGUUAUUCCUGAUUAUACGUCCGCGGAUUUUAUUAUUCGUUCAAAAACGAUUGAAGAACUAAAUGAUCUGAAAACACGUGUUUAUAAUUGUUUUGAAGCAGCUGGUAAGGCAACUGGAUGUACAGAAGCAAAUGGGACUAAGGAUCCUAAAAUCACUCCGAAGACCAAAUAUUUUGAUGUGAAUUCAAAUAUUCCAUUGGGUGAAAGAUAUGAGAAACAUCUUAGAAAAUUUGGAAUAGAUUUUAAGCCAAGAAUAGAACAAGUUAAUACAGUAUUAGGAUCAACUGAUCAAGGAAACGUAACUUAUAUAAUUCCUGGUAUUCACGCUUUAUAUGAUAUAAAACCUCCUAUAGGAAGUGGAAAUCAUACGAUUGGUUUCACGGAUAUUUGUAAAACUGAUCUUGCACAUGAUGCUACAUUUAUUGCUUCAAAAGGAAUUGCAUUAACUGCUUUGGAUUUUUUGAUUGAUGAUGAAUUUGUUAAACAAGUUAAAGAUGCUUUUAAUGGCGGUCCUAGUUGGAAAGAUUCGAUGUAAUAUUUUAUAUUUUUGUAUCAUAUUUAUUCAUUUAUAUUCAUUAUGUAUUAUUUAUUAUUAUUAUCGAUUAAAUAAAAAUUUAACCAUUGA